AAUUUUUUUGAUAAAAUACAAUAUUUUUUGAACAAAUUUUUUUACUUAAUAUCGGGAAAAUCGUCAUGUCAGGCUUCACACCCCAAGAGAUGGAUCUCUCGCCCCAGCUGCUAGAGGCUUUGAAACGCUUCAUGCCCGAUGAUGCAACCGUUAUGGAGUUCUAUGACUUGGUCGAGCGAGUGCAACUCAUACUCGGCUGCGAUUUGGAACGGGCCAUCAAGGAGGCAGUGAAGCAAUGGCCGGAAAUGGGAAGGCCAAAACAGGAACGUCGUCCCGAGGUGACCCGUCCGCCUGUGGCAGAGGUCAAGGAAGAGGACGAAGAUGAGUUCGAUGAAGAACCCUUUGUGGAAAAGAAGGUCGCACGUAAGCCAUUACUGCACUGCUCCACCAAACGCUGCCCAGGACGCGUCUUGGCGAAUAGCAGAAGGUAUCGCCAGAUGAAACUAGCGCAGCAACAGAGGAGACUUAAGAAAUUCACCAUUUUUCUGACCAAUUUAACAAAGCGAAACCUUAGGGCCAGACGCCGUGAAACUAAAGCCAAAUCGAGGAUUUCGAGAUACAACAAGAAGCAUGAAUCAGAUGCCUAAAUAUAUCAAAAGCCCCAAGAUAUGUAUGUAAACUUCGAUCCAGAGCACAAUGCUACAUUAAGAUGUGCAACAAGAAGUAUGAGUCAGAUGCCUAAAUGUAUCAAACAGCCCGAAAAACUAUGUAAAGUUCACUAAGAAACAAUCUUCAGAGAAGGACGCUACCUUAAUUUACUAAAUUUAAGAUGUGCAACAAGAAGUAUGAGUCAGAUGCCUAAAUGUAUCAAACAGCCCGAAAAAACUAUGUAAAGUUCACUAAGAAACAAUCUUCAGAGAAGGACGCUACCUUAAUUUACUAAAUUUAAGAUGUGCAACAAGAAGUAUGAGUCAGAUGCCUAAAUGUAUCAAACAGCCCGAAAAAACUAUGUAAAGUUCACUAAGAAACAAUCUUCAGAGAAGGACGCUACCUUAAUUUACUAAAUUUAAGAUGUAUGGAUUACGAACCACGAACAAUCGCCGGAGCAGGACGCUACUACACUAAUUCACUAAAUUUAAGAUGUAUGUAAUGUUGGAUUACAAUUACAGAAACGGACAACCGAAAAUAAGGAUUCACUUAAUUGGAUAUGCCACACUACUAGACAUAUCAAUACAAUAUACAUACCAGAAGAUGUGUAAGUCAAGAGCCAACUUAAGAAUUUUAUCCUUAAGAAUUAUAAAUUUAAGAGUUGUAAAUUUAUGUAUUGUAAAUUUCAAGUUGGACACAACUAUUGUAACAAAAUUCCAAGCCAUCCAUGUCCUGACUUUUGUAAAGAAUCAUAACCAA
Molecule: messenger RNA, 1347 nt
Organism: Drosophila serrata
Lineage: Eukaryota; Metazoa; Arthropoda; Insecta; Diptera; Drosophilidae
Source: RefSeq, a predicted model, not a curated record